This is a messenger RNA of Candidula unifasciata, 1016 nucleotides long. NCBI's taxonomy places the organism in Eukaryota, Metazoa, Mollusca, Gastropoda, Stylommatophora, Geomitridae. The record is from the annotation of a GenBank genome assembly.
AUGGAACCAGGAACUUGUAACCUGAAGGCAAGCUAUUCUGGCAAUAUAGACUUCAGCCACUUUCCUUUCCCGAAAGUAAUCGUUCCCAUGGUGUCGUGGGAAGUUUAUGUAAAAUGUGUCGCCAUGGCUAUCAUUAUUUUAACUGCUGUCGUCGGAAACCUGUUUAUCAUCGUCAUCGUGAGCUCGUCAAAGGCGAUGCGGACGACCACCAACAUGUACAUAAUUAACCUGGCAGUGGCGGAUUUAAUUAUAGCCUGCUUCCCGACCUGGAUUUUUUUGGUCAAGGAUGUGAACAAAAUGUGGGCAACUGGGGGGUUUUUCUGCAAAUUUAACGCUUUUAUACAGAUACAAGCAAUGUGUGCUCUGUCUUUUACUAUGGUGGCCAUAGCUGGAGAUCGCUUCUUCGCCGUGAUGUACCCCCUCAAGGCCAGGGUCACCAACAGCAAGGUCAAGUACGUCCUGGUGAUCGUCUGGACGACGGCGAUCGCGGUGGCGGUGCCACUCUUCGUCUACAACAAGUACUCGGAGCGCCAGUGGGCCAACCAUCUGGAGAAGUUCUGCGACUCUGUAUGGCCGAUGUUCGUGUUGCCAAAUGGCAAGUGUGAUUUCGGAGAAACAUCCCAGAUGGCCUACUACAUCGUUGUUCUGGCUGCUCUCAACUGGUUCCCAAUGGCGGCCAUGACAGUCAGCUACGCGAUCAUCAUCUAUCGGCUGCAGUGGGGUCGGGACGCUAGCAGCUUCGGCCAUAAUGCACCUGUAGUUCAGAGACGGUCCACCAAGAAGGUCGUUAAGCUGUUCUUCGUUCUACUCAUUGCCUUUAUUGUGUGUACGGUGCCGUUCCAAGUGACCAGCUUGUACAGCAUGAUCAAGGAUCCAGUUACGGUGCUGCCUGGCUGGUUCCAGUCGGUUUACUAUGCAGCAAUCAGUCUCAUGUACGCGCACAGUUGUGUCAACCCGCUGGUCUACGGCCUCAUGAGCCAGUCGUUUCGCAGUGGCUUCAGACAUCUUCUAACCAG